Molecule: messenger RNA, 1164 nt
Organism: Cladophialophora psammophila CBS 110553
Lineage: Eukaryota; Fungi; Ascomycota; Eurotiomycetes; Chaetothyriales; Herpotrichiellaceae
Exons: 4
Coding region: 1-1164 (387 amino acids)
Cellular component (GO): cytoplasm
Molecular function (GO): 2-oxoglutarate-dependent dioxygenase activity
Source: RefSeq, a predicted model, not a curated record
AUGGCGCCCGCUCCAAUCGACCCCAGCAUCACAGAUUUCGUCGUUCCGAAAAAGGACACAUUGGGACUGCCAGAGCCGGCGUACAAAAGGCUUGUGAAGGCCGGCAUCGAUCUUUCAGACGGAUACCCGUACCGCCCGAAUCGGCCGCUGUACCUCCAAGACGUGUACAACAUCCGGAACAAAGAGCGCAAGCACAUCGACGCAGGUUCUCGAGCCGACAAGUCGAAGAGCGCCCUGCUUUCUGCCGCAACUAAAGUCACCGACCUGACGACUUAUAUUGGGACUGAGAUAGAGGGACUCCAGCUCAAAGACCUCACAGAUCAGCAAAGGGAUGAAUUGGCAUUAUUGAUUGCCGAGCGCAGCGUCGUUUUCUUCCGAGAUCAAGACAUCUCGCCUCAGCAGCAGAAGUCGCUUGGAGAAUACUAUGGCGAGGUUGAGAUCCAUCCUCAAGUCCCUCAAGUUCCUGGCGUGCUUGGUGUCACAGUGAUUUGGCCAGCUUUGCAAGCCCAAGAGCACCCGGCGAGCUUUCGCAGGCCCGGAGGUGCUUCACGAUGGCAUACCGAUCUGGUCCAUGAGCGACAGCCCGCAGGUAUCACCCACCUCCACAACGACACUGUGCCGCCCGUCGGAGGAGACACCCUCUGGGCCAGUGGCUACGCGGCGUACGAGAAGCUGUCGCCGGACUUCCGAAAAUUGAUCGACGGCAAAUAUGCAGUGUACCGGUCUGCGCAUCCGUAUCUGGCUCGUGAGAACCCAACUGCCGGGCCCAAGUAUAUCGAGCGAAUUCAUCCAUUGGUCCGUGUUCAUCCAGCGACAGGCUGGAAGGCCCUUUGGGUCAAUAGAGCAAUGACAGAUCGAAUUGUUGGGCUCGACAAGGCGGAAAGUGAUCUCAUUCUGGGAUAUCUGUAUGAUGUAUAUGAGAAGAAUAUUGACAUCCAGGUUCGAUUCAAGUGGACUCCAGGCACAAGCGCUCUUUGGGAUAACAGAAUCACGAUACACAACGCUUCUUGGGAUUAUGCUGGUAACUAUCCACGACAUGGCACACGCGUCACUUCUCUGGCGGAGAAGCCCUUUUUCGACCCCAGCGCGCCAACGAGACGGGAGGCUUUGGGACUCUUAGGGCCAGACGAGAAACAAGUCGAUGGCGUUCUGGUAGAGGCAUGA